AUGGCCUAUGGGACUUCUGCGGCACAUGUUGUGGAUGGCGGUGAUGAUGUAUUCUCACGGAGUUUUGCUCACCAUAUGGCGUCGACACAAUCUCAGCACGACCUUGACGGGUUCUUAUCCGGUCAGCAAGAGGCAUUUUGGGAGGACUUUGGUGAUGAAGAAGUUCUUAAGUCCACGCCGAGCUCAUAUCACCACUACCACCACGACCACCAGCAGAUGGAAGUCACAUUCCCCCAAAGCGGACAACAUUCUGCUGCUGGUGGUGGUGGUGGUGGUGAUAUGGAUUUCGUUUCGUCGGUCGGUUCACCAUCUGUUUCGUCCGAGUCGUUUUUCGACAGGUCGUGGGCGAGUGCGCAACACCCGGCUCCCCUAGAUCGCAUCAGUCCAUUCUUUAAACGCAGCCCUCAGGAGGAAAAGCACGAGCGCCGGAAAGCGCAGAACAGAGAAGCGCAGCGAUCUUACAGGAGGCGGAGAGACGCGCUCCUUGAACGAGCACAAUCGCAACUGAAGCUUUCAGAGCAAGAAAUCAUACGGCUGCAAACCGAGAACGAAGAAAUGGGUCGCCUCCUUCGAUCACUCCAUGGCGAGAGUUUAGCGCCAGGCUCCCUGCCCGACCGUCGGCCUCGGCCAGACAAAGCUUAUAGCCCACCAGCAGGUGCACAGAAGAAGGGUCGUCACGAGCAACUUGAGUGUCGCUAUGUUUAA
Molecule: messenger RNA, 705 nt
Organism: Exophiala spinifera
Lineage: Eukaryota; Fungi; Ascomycota; Eurotiomycetes; Chaetothyriales; Herpotrichiellaceae
Exons: 3
Coding region: 1-705 (234 amino acids)
Biological process (GO): regulation of DNA-templated transcription
Molecular function (GO): DNA-binding transcription factor activity
Source: RefSeq, a predicted model, not a curated record